AGUUAUAAUGUUAAUAAAACAGAAAAUGAAGGAUAAAUGGCAAAACAAUGGGAUACAGAAAACAAGUUGGUUCUAUAAAAUUCUAAAGAAAACAGGAUAAAUGAGAAGUACAGAGAGAACAAGAGAUUUUACUCGUCUUAGAUUUGGGCUAAACGGCACUCUUUUUAUUUUAGGGAAACAUUGUAGUGGUCAAUGUGAUUAUUGGGGAGAUGAUGAAACGGUAGAACAUUUGAUAUUAUACUGUCAAAAAUAUGAGGAACAAAGCAGUUGAUUCAAAAUUUAAAUACAAUUAAAAUUAAUGUAGAUUUUGUUUAAUUAUUUAGGAAAAACUUAAAAGGUAAAACUUACCAAAUAAUAUUUCGUUAUCUUAAAUUAACACAGUCACAUUCUGGUCCACACUCCAUACCAGCUGGGGGCGCUAAUGCAACAAUUUUGUUGUUUGCCAACUGCCAAAAAAUAUUGAAACGAAGAAGAAGAACGCCACUGUCCUGACACUUCCUUCUCCCGCAUGGUGGCGACAGAAACUCCAGCAGGCUUGGGAAUAAAAUGUGGAGGGUGAAGGUGGUUGGCCUGGGAGUGGUGGCCCUCUCUCUCAGUCUGGAGCUGCUUGGCUGGCUCUUUGGUCGCGUCAGACACAGAAGACCCCUCAACAAGGUCCUCUUCUUCCCCUCAAAGGUGGCCUGCCUGGAGCACUUGUUCAGUCCGAAAACAGCUCGCUCAUGUUUCUGUCCGUUGCCACAUGGCGUAGAGACGUCGUUCUCUCGUCUCCUCCGCCACCUCCUCUCUGCCUCCUCCUCUCUGGACCUGUGUGUCUUUUCUUUUUCCAACAUGGACCUGAGUAGAGCUGUACUGCUGCUGCAUCAAAAAGGUGUAACUAUCCGAGUCCUUGGUGACAAGGACUACUCUGCCAUCACCGGCUCACAAAUAGGGGUUCUCCGCAAGGCUGGCAUCUGCGUGAGAUGCGACUCUGGCUCCGUGCACAUGCACCACAAGUUUGCAGUGGUGGACGGCCGGCUCCUCAUCACCGGCUCCCUCAACUGGACGCUGCAAGCCGUGCAAAGCAACAGGGAGAACAUCCUCAUAACGGACGAGGCAGAGCUGGUGCAGCCCUUCAUCGAGGAGUUCCACCGGCUAUGGGCGCUCAACGAUCCAGCCCGGCUCUAUAAGCAGCUAUAGCUGAUUGGACGUGAUGGACGCCGGCAGACGGAGAGGGCACGCAUGAAAAAUCAGUUUAUUCUGUUCAGACAAAGUCAAGUUAAAAUGACUGAAGGAAACUAAAAGGAUUAGUAUUUUUUUAUUUUUUAGCAUGUCUCAGUAUUUUUUCUUGGUUGAAAAAUGCAGCCUUUUAAAUAUCAACCAAGUUAUUAACUUGGAGAUGGUGUUCCAGUUUUAUAAAAGUUUUCCCACCAAAUAAACUAAAUUCCUCUUGUUUCAGUAUAAACGCAUGCUGUUUAUUUAGCAGAUUAUUAUUUAUUUUUUUUACCAUUUCACAGGUUUAAUGUCUCUCUCUUAGAUUUUAGUUGAAAGCAGAUUUUUGUUUUUCAUGUGGUAGUGAACUGCUGCAUAUAUAAUACAAGUGUAGAGACGGGUUAGUUUCUUGUUUCUAUGGAAAUCUAUGUAUCUUCUGAGCUGCACUGGCUAUAAAAAUGUAAGUUUAUUGUUUUUACUGGAGGCUCGUGUGUAUCAGUUUUGCAUAAUUAUUCCUUCAGGUGCAGGUUGUUGUUUUUUUAUUUGCUGUUGCUGUAACAUGUUUCAUGUUGUACCAAAUUGUCUAUGUGCAUCAUCACUUGUGGUAUCUUGUUUAAAUGGGACUUUUCAUGAUACAAUGAGAAUUUAAUUGUCUUUAUUUGAUAAGAUAAUAUUUGAAACCUUGACAUCCUCUGUGGUGAUGUUAGAAGUGAGACGUGGGUAGAUGAAGUAUAAGGCUCUGUCACUAACCGGCUAUGGAUGUGGAUGCUAAGGGGUUAGAUGUUUAC
Messenger RNA from Fundulus heteroclitus (mummichog), 1976 nucleotides. RefSeq names its product phospholipase D family, member 6 (gene pld6). NCBI's taxonomy places the organism in Eukaryota, Metazoa, Chordata, Actinopteri, Cyprinodontiformes, Fundulidae. Gene Ontology annotation, molecular function: RNA endonuclease activity producing 5'-phosphomonoesters, hydrolytic mechanism. The coding region runs from base 547 to 1176 and encodes 209 amino acids. The transcript is spliced from 4 exons. The record is from RefSeq and is a predicted model, not a curated record. Gene Ontology annotation, biological process: piRNA processing. Gene Ontology annotation, cellular component: mitochondrion.